This is a messenger RNA of Fomitopsis serialis, 1142 nucleotides long. RefSeq lists its product as uncharacterized. Bases 203 to 985 code for a protein of 260 amino acids. Lineage: Eukaryota; Fungi; Basidiomycota; Agaricomycetes; Polyporales; Fomitopsidaceae. Gene Ontology annotation, molecular function: acyltransferase activity, transferring groups other than amino-acyl groups. The transcript has 6 exons. The record is from RefSeq and is a predicted model, not a curated record.
GGCACCGCACAAUCCUAGCGGUCGGGUUAGUAUGCGCUGCGGGCAAUUUUGCAGCAUGGCUACACAGAAUCAUACAACACGCACCAACAAAUCCUGGUGCUUCUUUUCGGACACUUGUAUUUAAAGCAGCAUGCAUCGUCAGACUUGGUCCUGAAGAGCCCGCCGUGCUGUAUCCUCCCUCAGCGUUCUAAACUUACAUAUAAUGCAAGAACAGGCAGGACUCACUUCCUUUCCCGAUGCUAAGGGGGUCCCCGAACGCGAGAUAUCGUCUGAUCCUCAGCUACACUUCAAUGGACUUGGCAGGCUGAAGGGUGUCACCUAUCGCGUCGGUUUCCAGGUUCAACGUGAGCUGCGCAAUCAGUUCGAACCAUGGCUCAGAUACUAUAAGGCUAAAAUAGAGACGGCAGACGGCCGACAGGUCGCCCAACUCACCUACCGAGUCGUGAAUGGAAAUUAUCUCGAAGAUUUCCAUGAGGAUCUUCAAAUGUCCGAGUAUGGCGGCCAGGAACUAGAGGAAAUAUUUACUCUCCUGUACGAAAACGAUGGCCGCUUGCGCGACAGGUGGAUGACCGGCCGAGACGCCGGCACAAGAAUCUUCGGACCAGAGCUGAGUGCCAAGGCUACGAAGAUCGCAGUACUUUCCUGCGUCGACAAGGAUCCGCGCGGCGACUUUCUUAUGGUACACGAGGAUUUUCGCCGACACGGGAUUGGUCAAUGGGCACUUCAGGCGCUCCUCCAAGUGCUCCGUGACGAGGGCGUGAAGGUGGUGCUAACGCGGCCUACCGCUCCUCGCCUUGAGCCGGAGUACAAGGGGACGCCUGUUGAAACGCUGUAUCUGAGACGUAACCUUAGAUUCGCCCGUAAGGCCGGGUUCCGCAGAGUGGGUUUGUCGCCAAUCUUCGCUUACAUGGCCACCGAUUCCAACCAUCCCUCACGCCAGUUGCCUGCGGACGGGGACACAGUAUGUUCAAUUCCUUUCGGAUGAGCCUGUGUCUCAUAAACGCUUAGGAUCCUGCGAGCCCAUGACGACAUCCUUGGUUUACGGCUUGGCUAGACGACCAUCCCCUCCCUUCAUCUGCUAUCGUGCUUUCGUCUCAGUCGUUCACUUGUAUCGAUGGCAUUCAACUGCCUUCCGUGUGCAA